AUGACUGCCUCAACCUCCAACAUCCCCCCCUUCGAAACAACCUUCGCCGUCCCACUCUCCUGCGAAUCCUGUAUUAAAGACGUCUCAACCUCCCUCUACAAACUCCCGGGAAUCCACAACGUCUCCGCAGAUCUCGCAUCACAACUCAUAAGUAUCACGGGCAAUGCAGCACCUUCGGCGAUUGUGAAGGCGAUCGAAGAUACUGGACGAGAUGCCAUAUUAAGAGGCAGUGGGAAGACAGGCGAGGAGGCUGCAGUUUGUAUUCUGGAGACUCAUGCUAGUCAUGUGAGAGAUGGGGUGAGGGGCUUGAUUCGCAUGGUGCAGGUUGGGGAGAAUUUGACGAUUGCCGAUGUUACGGUGAAAGGUGUGAAGCCGGGCGAGUAUAGGAUCACGGUUCGGGAGGCCGGGGAUAUUAGUCGCGGCGCAGCGAGUACGGGUGGGAUUUGGGAUGCGGUCCAGGCGGAAAAGGAGGGUAGACAAGUGGUGAAGGGCGUCUUCGGGACCGUCACCGUCGGACCGAGUGGAUUGGGAUCUGUGUUUCUGGAUCGACCGGUCAAGAUUUGGGAGAUGAUUGGAAGGAGUUUUGUUGUGACGAGGCAAGAGGAGGGGAAGUUUGAGAAGGAGGACGAGGAUACGCUUGUUGGUGUUAUUGCGAGGAGUGCCGGUGUUUGGGAUAAUGAUAAGACGGUCUGCAGUUGCAGUGGGAAGACGGUCUGGGAGGAGAGAAAGGAGCAGAGAGGGAAGGGAAUGCUCUGAACUGGAUGUGUUACAGCCCCUGCGACACAAGCUCAGCAUACGGCCACUUGUCCUGCUUUGAGCUCAG
Pseudocercospora fijiensis CIRAD86 is the source of this 823-nucleotide messenger RNA. RefSeq lists its product as uncharacterized. Gene Ontology annotation, biological process: removal of superoxide radicals. Gene Ontology annotation, molecular function: superoxide dismutase copper chaperone activity; copper ion binding. The record is from RefSeq and is a predicted model, not a curated record. The transcript has a single exon. Bases 1 to 756 code for a protein of 251 amino acids. NCBI's taxonomy places the organism in Eukaryota, Fungi, Ascomycota, Dothideomycetes, Mycosphaerellales, Mycosphaerellaceae. Gene Ontology annotation, cellular component: cytoplasm.